This is a messenger RNA of Spodoptera frugiperda (fall armyworm), 1139 nucleotides long. RefSeq names its product adhesive plaque matrix protein-like. Bases 16 to 978 code for a protein of 320 amino acids. Lineage: Eukaryota; Metazoa; Arthropoda; Insecta; Lepidoptera; Noctuidae. The record is from RefSeq and is a predicted model, not a curated record. The transcript has 12 exons.
UCGCCGUGUAAGGUUAUGCCUUCAUCUUCUUCGCCGUGUAAGGUUAGGCCUUCUCCUUCUCCAUCAUGUAAGGUAACGCAUUCAUCUUCUCCGUCGUGUAAGGUUAGGCCUUCUCCUCCUCCGUCUUAUAAGGUUAGGCCUUCAUCUUCUUCGCCGGGUAAGUUUAGGCCUUCAUUUUCUCCGUCUUGUAAGGUAACGCCUUUAUCUUCUCCGCCGUGUAAGUUUAGGCCUUCUCCUUCUCCGCCGUGUAAGGUUAGGCCUUCUCCUUCUCCGUCUUGUAAGGUUAGGCCUUCAUCUUCUCCGUCUUAUAAGGUAACGCAUUCAUCUUCUCCGCCGUGUAAGGUUAGGCCUUCUCCUUCUCCGUCUUAUAAGGUUAGGCCUUCUCCUUCUCCAUCUUGUAAGGUAACGCCUUCAUCUUCUCCGCCGUGUAAGUUUAGGCCUUCUCCUUCUCCGCCGUGUAAGGUUAGGCCUUCUCCUUCUCCGUCUUAUAAGGUUAGGCCUUCAUCUUCUCUGCCGUGUAAGGUUAGGCCUUCUCCUUCUCCGUCUUGUAAGGUUAGGCCUUCUCCUUCUCCGUCGUGUAAGGUUAGGCCUUCUCCUUCUCCAUCAUGUAAGGUAACGCCUUUAUCUUCUCCGCCGUGUAAGUUUAGGCCUUCUCCUUCUCCGCCGUGUAAGGUUAGGCCUUCUCCUUCUCCGUCUUGUAAGGUUAGGCCUUCAUCUUCUCCGUCUUAUAAGGUUAGGCCUUCUCCUUCUCCAUCUUGUAAGGUAACGCCUUCAUCUUCUCCGCCGUGUAAGGUUAGGCCUUCUCCUUCUCCGUCUUAUAAGGUUAGGCCUUCUCCUUCUCCAUCUUGUAAGGUAACGCCUUCAUCUUCUCCGCCGUGUAAGUUUAGGCCUUCUCCUUCUCCGUCUUGUAAGGUUAGGCCUUCUCCUUCUCCGUCGUGUAAGGUUACGCCAUCAUCUUCUUUCUUCUUCGCCGUGUAAGGUUAGGCCUUCUCCUUCUCCGCCGUGUAAGGUUAGGCCUUCAUCUUCUCCGCCGUGUAAGGUUAGGCCUUCUCCUUCUCCAUCAUGUAAGGUAACGCAUUCAUCUUCUCUGCCGUGUAAGUUUAGGCCUUCAUUUUCUCCAUCUUGUAAGGUAACGCCUU